This is a messenger RNA of Fonsecaea nubica, 3849 nucleotides long. RefSeq lists its product as hypothetical. The transcript has a single exon. The coding region runs from base 1 to 3849 and encodes 1282 amino acids. Lineage: Eukaryota; Fungi; Ascomycota; Eurotiomycetes; Chaetothyriales; Herpotrichiellaceae. The record is from RefSeq and is a predicted model, not a curated record. Gene Ontology annotation, molecular function: phosphopantetheine binding.
AUGCCUGUCAUCGAUACCAACAAGGAUCUGUCGGCGCUUUUCCGACAACAGGUUCAAAGGACACCCGAUGCUGUGGCGCUGGAGGACGAGACGACGACAUACACCUAUGUCCAGCUUGACAAAAAGGUUGAAGCUCUCGCCCAUCGCCUCCGCAAGCACCGGGUUGGCCGAGACAGCCUCGUUGGCGUGCUGCUCCCGCGCAGUGCCAACUAUGUCAUUGCCUGUCUCGCUGCGCUUCGGGCAGGCGGAGCCUUUCUCGUCCUGGAACUGGCCUACCCCCCGGAGCUCCUGGCAGACGUUAUUGAUGAUGCCCAACCAGCUGUAGUGGUCACAUACCGGGCCGAGGUUGGUAAGAUCAAGGAGGGCAUUCCUCUCAUUACUCUGGACGAAGAAGGAGAGCAGACACCUCCCAACGGAGAUGUGAAAGACCUUCCUCCGCUGCCCGCUGAUGAUGACUUGGACAGACUUGCCUUCGUCUCUUAUUCUUCGGGAACCACGGGCAAACCCAAGGGCAUUGCAAACCCUCACCGAGCUCCUGUGCUUUCGUAUAACCUGCGGUUCGGCGUUCGUGACCUGCAGCCUGGGGAUCGUGUUGCCUGCAAUGUCUUCUUCAUCUGGGAGAUCCUGCGGCCACUGCUGCGAGGAGCGACCGUCGUUGCAGUGCCAGACGAGGCCAGUUACGACCCGCCCGUCCUGGUGGACCUGCUCGCUUCUAAGAAUAUCACCGAGACUCUCAUGACCCCGACGCUCCUAGCCGCUGUGCUGUCUCGGCAUCCAAAGAUCGGAGCUCGCCUGCCGAAGCUGCGCACCUUGUGGCUGAAUGGUGAAGUUGUGACAACCGACUUGGCCCGGCGAGCAAUCAAAGCCCUCCCCAACACGACACUGCUUAACUGCUACAGCGCCUGCGAGACCCACGAGAUUGCCUGCGGAAACAUUGGAGACAUGCUCGACGACGCCUCAAACUACUGUCCGGUCGGCCCUCCGCUGGAUCCCGAACACAUCUACAUCCUCGAUGAGAGUGGCCAAAAAGUGCAAGCCGGAGAAAGCGGAGAACUUUUCGUGGGCGGAUCACUUCUUGCCCGUGGCUAUAUCAAUCGUCCUGAGACAACCGCCAAAGCCUUUACGCCGGACCCAUUUGACUCGGCACCGGGAGCCCGGAUGUACAGAACCGGUGACCAAGCACGAAUACUUCCGUCCGGCCUUUUGGAAAUCACUGGUCGUGUCGGAGCCAUGAUCAAGCUUCGUGGCUAUUCCGUCGUGCCCGGAAAGGUCGAGCACGCUAUUGUCCAACACCUUGCCGUGCGACAUUGCGCCGUCACGGCUCAUGGCGAGGGCUUGGACCGGCAAUUGGUUGCAUAUGUCGUCCGGGACAAGGAGUCGUCUGCUGAUCGCCCAGCGUUGGAUGUCAAUGAGUUAGGUCACAGUCCAGCUGCGAGACGGACGCUCUCGCCAUACUUGGCUCACUAUAUGAUUCCAGCCAUGUGGGUGGAAGUCGAGGAGCUGCCUACCAACGCAGUGUCAGGCAAGGUUGACCUCAAGCGCCUUCCUCCACCUCCAAGUCCCAACGCUGCUAAUGGCAAUGGGUCGUUGAACGGGCACAAAGGAGACCUGGAUCCCAUUGAUAUCGAAGCCAUAGCUGAGAUCUGGGCUGCGAGUCUCAAGAUCUCACGCAGCACCAUCACGCCAGAACACAGCUUUUUCGACCUUGGUGGGCACUCCUUGACGCUUGCAGAUUUGUCUGCACGCUUCUCCAGGGUUCUGGGGGUCAAGGUGCCUCUCGCACGACUCGUCGAUCCAGCGACUCUCAACGGCCACCUGGAAACGGUGCGAUCUGUGCGAGACGGUCAUGCGGCGGCGGUGCAAGCUCAUCUGCCUGAUGUCCUUCGGAAAGACUCGACCCUUGAGGACAGCAUUCGACCGACCAAUGCUAGCAUAUGUGCAGCCAGCAAAGCACACACGAUCCUGUUGACUGGUGUCACUGGCUUCUUGGGUGCAUUUUUGUUGAAUGAUUUGCUGGAAAGCACAUCUGCCAAAAUCUUGUGUCUUGUGCGUUUCAAUGACCCGUCAGAAGCCGAUCUGCCAGCAGGUAUUGCGAGGUUGCGGAGGCAUCUCCUCGAUAUGGGAUUGUGGCGGGACUCGAUUAUGGAACGUGUUGAGAUCAUCCCCGGCAAUUUAUCCCGCCCUCGGCUAGGUCUCCCCCCGGAUGCCUUCGAAGAACUCACGGGCCGUGUCCAGGUUAUAAUCCACGCUGCCGCCACUGUCAACCUUGUGUACCCGUAUGCUGCCCUUCGGGACGCGAACGUAGGCGGAACAAGGGAGAUCCUGCGUUUGGCAUGUCGCGCUGGAGCCACGGUGCAGUACAUCUCCACGAAUGGUGUAUUGCCGCCAUCUCGAGAUGGGUGGGAUGAGGAUGCCAUGCUAGACGUGGACGAUGUCCCAGAAAAGCUGGCCGAUGGAUAUGGCCAGUCAAAGUGGGUAGCAGAGCAACUUGUGCGUGAAGCUGGCCGUCGAGGCCUGCCUGUCAAGAUUCACCGAGCGGGUACAAUUAGCGGACACAGCACCACCGGCGCAGGCAACGCGUGGGAUCUUCUUAAUGCGAUCAUUGUUGAGUCCAUCAACCUAGGAUAUGCUCCAGAUGUGGAAGGAUGGCGCGCUGAGAUGACCCCAGUCGACUUUGUGAGCAAGGCCAUCAUCCAUCUCUCGAAUCAGACCAACACCACCCAAUUCGUGUUUCACCUCGGCGACCCUGAUCCCGUUCCGACUCGGUCGGUCUUUGAAGACCUAGAAGAGCUUGGAUAUCCCACAAAACCACUCUCUUGGGACGAAUGGGUGGCGCGAUGGCAGGAAAAUAGAGGUACCCUAAAAGGUGGAGAUGGCGCCUUUACUAUUGACAUCCUCCGUAGCGGUAUGCCGAGCGUCGAGUUUUUGAGAGGCAUUGUUGUGUUGAAUAAUGCUGCCACCAGGCCUUUGCGGGCGGUUGUUGAACGACCAAAGGUUGACAGCGUCCUACUCGAAACGUACGCUCGCCAUUGGUUUGCUCGAGGAUGGCUGCCACGUCCUCCCUCACGCCAACAUGCUCUUGGUGGAACAGCACAACCCAUACGAAGAGGGCCAUUGAGUGGGAGAGUGGCUGUCAUCACUGGCGCUUCAUCCGGAAUCGGCGCAGCGGUCGCUGCAGCUUUGGCACGGGAAGGCCUCCACCUAGCUCUCGGCGCACGCCGCACCGAGGCUCUCGAGGCUGUGAAGAGCAGGCUGGUAGUCCGCGAGGGCAAGGUGAUAGUUCGAAAGACGGACGUGACGGACAGGAAGCAGGUCGAGAGUCUCAUCAAGGCGGCGAAUGAUGAACUUGGACCAGUCGAUAUCCUGGUCUCCUGCGCCGGUGUCAUGUAUUACACCAUGAUGGCCAAUGCCCAUAUGGAAGAUUGGGACCGCACCGUCGACGUGAACUGCAAGGGUCUUUUGCACUGCCUUUCGUCAGUCGUGCCGUCAAUGAUCUCCCGCGGGAAUGGGCACAUUGUCGCCAUAUCGUCGGACGCCGGCCGUAAAGUCUUCCCUGGCUUGGGUGUCUACUCAGCCAGCAAGUUCUUUGUCGAAGCCACGCUGCAGAGCCUGCGUUUAGAAACGGCAGGGACUGGGUUGCGUGUCACGAGCGUGCAACCAGGCAACACGGCGACUGACCUCCUGGGCAUGUCCACAGACGCAGAAGCAGUCAAAAAGUACGGCGAACCGACCGGAGCACAGAUCUUGGAUCCGGAAGAUGUGGCCAAUUCGAUUGUCUAUGCACUGAGGCAGCCGCAACAUGUUGCUGUGAAUGAGAUUUUGAUCGAGCCACGGGAAGAGCCGAUUUGA